Aureobasidium musti is the source of this 1623-nucleotide messenger RNA. The record is from the annotation of a GenBank genome assembly. Lineage: Eukaryota; Fungi; Ascomycota; Dothideomycetes; Dothideales; Saccotheciaceae.
AUGGCUCCCACAUCACAUCGCCCUCGCAAGAAGAGAAGGGAAGACCAGGUUUCUGGUCCUCGCAGUAAUGCCUUGAUCGUUACAGAUGCAGAGACCAAGCAGCAGAAGCCAGCUUUCCCCCUGGUAUCUUUCUUACUGCCCGCAAGNGGGACAGUGUCACAAUGGAUUGUGAUGCCGCUCAUCNNCCUCAUGACUGUAGGACUUUUCAGGUGGGCCACUGGCUUCUGGGGCUAUUCUGUUGGGCUCUUGNNCGGCAACUUCAUCAAUCCAUCAUGGUUCGCACUGAAAAGUUCACGGGGGCUCGAUGACCCUGAUUUGAAGAUCUUCAUGCGUGCCACAGUCAUCGUCUCAGAGUAUCUCAUCCUGGUGCCAGCGGCAGUCAUCUUCAUCCGUCACAUGAGCAAGCUCUGCGGCAUUACAACAUGGGAAUCUUCAGUUGCCCUCACUGCUGUACUCAUGCAACCUGCGACGAUGCUCAUUGACCACGGACACUUUCAAUAUAAUACUGUUAUGCUUGGCUUGAUGCUUGCGUCCAUGUCAAGUAUGCUUGCAGGCCGUCAUCUUUGGAGUUGCGUGUACUUUGUUGCAGCGCUUGGCUUCAAGCAAAUGGCUCUNUUCUAUGCACCCGCUGUGUUUGCUUACUUACUGGGAAUCUGUGUCUUCCCUCGCAUCAACAUCGGUAGGCUGAUGAGCAUAGCUAUCAUCACCAUCGUCUCCUUUGCAGCUCUGUUCUUGCCGUUCCUCUUGAGCAUCGCUUACGACUCUUGGAAAGGCGUAUUCUUGCCAUUUGAUGCACAAGCUCCUCCGCUACUUGAGAACCUUCCGAUCCAGAUUUCGACCAAGGCAUGGUACUAUCCAUUUAUUUUCCAGCUUGCACAAUCUAUUCACCGUAUCUUCCCCUUUUCGCGCGGACUUUUCGAGGACAAGGUGGCAAACAUCUGGUGUGCCGUGCAUGCAUCCGGACUGCACAAGCUGCAUCGAUACGACUCAAGUCUUCUGUCGAGGGCAGCACUCGGGCUUACUAGCCUGUCAAUUCUCCCACCAUGCUUGGUCAUCUUCCUCAAGCCGAAGAAGGAGCUUGUGCCAUGGGCACUGGCAACUACAGCGUGGGGCUUCUUCCUUUGCAGCUACCAAGUGCACGAAAAGAACGUCUUGCUGCCAUUAUUACCAAUGACGAUGCUCAUGGCUGGACAUGGCGGACUAAGACCCGAUUUGCGAGCGUGGAUUGGAUUUGCCAACACCUUGGCUUGCUGGACCAUGUUCCCUCUGCUUAAAAGGGACGAACUUAGGAUCCCUUACUUCGUCUUGACUCUUCUUUGGGCAUACCUCAUGGGUCUCCCGCCAACAUCGCUUGCGGCCUACUCUGGAGAGCAAGGUGUCUGGUUGUCAUUACCCGUCAAGGCAGUGCACCUUCUGUUCUACGUAGCAAUGAUGGGUUGGCAUGUUGCCGAGGGGUUUGUGCAGGCGCCAGCCAACAUGCCCGAUCUUUGGGUUGUAGGCAAUGUCUGUGUAGGAGCUGCAGGAUUCGGCUUGUGCUAUCUGUGGUGUCUGUGGCACCUUGUAGCAGAAAGCAGGUUGUUGCAAUUUGGGAAGACAUCAGACGACAAGCAGAAGACGUUAUAG